Messenger RNA from Piliocolobus tephrosceles (Ugandan red Colobus), 2519 nucleotides. RefSeq names its product EEIG family member 2 (gene EEIG2). The record is from RefSeq and is a predicted model, not a curated record. Bases 115 to 1197 code for a protein of 360 amino acids. The transcript has 11 exons. NCBI's taxonomy places the organism in Eukaryota, Metazoa, Chordata, Mammalia, Primates, Cercopithecidae.
CCCCCGCGCGCAGCUCGCGGCCCCGGCCAUGGGGCUGGGCGGAUCCAGGGCUCGGCCAAGCUGAGGCGGCGGCGCCCGGCCGUGCGCCCAGCUUGCAGGCGCCUGGCUCUCACGAUGAUGAAGAAGAAGAAGUUUAAGUUUAAGGUGGACUUCGAGCUCGAGGAGCUCUCCUCAGUGCCCUUCGUCAAUGGGGUCCUCUUCUGCAAGAUGCGGCUGCUGGACGGCGGCAGCUUCACCGCCGAGUCCUCCAGGGAGGUGGUACAAGCAAACUGUGUUCGCUGGAGAAAGAAGUUUUCAUUUAUGUGCAAAAUGAGCGCAAGUGCUGCCACAGGCAUCCUAGAUCCUUGUAUCUACAGAGUGUCUGUGAGGAAGGAAUUAAAAGGUGGAAAAGCUUAUGCAAAGCUGGGCUUUGCAGAUCUAAACCUGGCAGAGUUUGCUGGAUCAGGAAAUACCACUCGCCGCUGUUUACUGGAAGGCUAUGAUACCAAAAAUACAAGACAGGAUAAUUCCAUUCUUAAAGUUUUGAUCAGUAUGCAACUGAUGUCUGGUGACCCAUGUUUUAAAACGCCUCCCUCCACUUCAAUGUCUAUACCAAUUGCUGGCGAAUCUGAAUCUUUGCAAGAAGAUAGAAAAGGUGGAGAGACUCUCAAAGUGCAUCUUGGAAUAGCAGAUCUUUCAGCAAAGAGUGCCUCUGUUCCAGACGAACUUGGUGCCUGUGGACAUUCUAGAACAUCAAGCUAUGCAAGCCAGCAGUCAAAAGUAUCAGGGUAUAGCACAUGUCACUCCCGGUCAUCUAGUUUCUCUGAACUCUGCCACAGAAGAAAUACCUCAGUGGGAAGCACGUCAACAGGAGUUGAAAGUAUUCUAGAGCCAUGUGAUGAAAUCGAGCAGAAAAUCACUGAGCCAAAUCUUGAUACAGCUGAUAAAGAAGAUACAGCUUCAGAAAAACUCAACAGAUGCCCAGUGAAACAAGAUUCUGUAGAAUCUCAGCUGAAGCGAGUUGAUGACACUAGGGUGGAUGCAGAUGACAUUGUGGAGAAAAUAUUGCAAAGUCAAGACUUCAGCCUUGAUUCCAGUGCUGAAGAAGAAGGACUAAGGCUAUUUGUGGGUCCUGGGGGAAGUACAACCUUUGGCAGUCAUCAUCUUCCAAAUAGGGUGGGGUCUGGAGCUUAUGAACAAGUUGUGAUCAAACGCUAGAAGUCAAGCCGGUGAAAACAUUUCCCUGCGGAAAAAUUUAAGAUGUGAGUAGUUGAUGUAUCAAGGCAUUUUAUUCAAGCACUUAAUAGAAAAUGAACCUCAACUAUCAAGAGGAAAGUCAAUGCUGAUUUCUUCUCUGGAAGGACCCACCACUAUCCUGUACCAGCCACCAAAGGGGAACAUCUGCAUGGCAGUCUCCAGGCACCGUGCUGCUGUGUGCCUUGGAAGCACCUGGCUUCUGUGGUCACCGCACAUGAUAAUGAAAAGCCUGCUUUGUCUUUCAGAACACCCCAGUGGAGAAAACAGCAUUAUACACAUCGGAGUAUCAUUUUAGGAUUCAAGUGUAAAAAUCUGUGAUCAAGGUGCUCAAUAGAUUUGGGCUCUAUGGUUUGGUUUUUUUAGGUUGAGAGACAGUACAUGAAUAUAACUUAAACCCUAUAGAUUUUGUCAAGAUAGUCAUAAUUCCUGUUCUGGAAAUCUUCCCUGUUACACUCUACAGCAUUGUAUAAAGCGUGGGUGUUCAUGCUUUGGGAAAAUGUUAGACUACAAUUGAAACAUGUGAUGUGCUUAUUCAUAAUUCUCAAUGUAUCAGUCAUAAAUGAAAUAACAAGUGCAUUUCAGUCUGAGAUACGUGAAUGGAUGUAAUGCCGUUUUUAUGCAGUAUAUAUUAUUAAUUGUCAUUAAUAUUAGAUGAGCUGCAGAAUCACCCCCAAGCACUACAUAAAAGACUCAAAAUAAGUUUAACACCCACUGUGUUAGGCACCCUAACAGAAGAGCUGUCUUAACUCACUGAAUGUUAUCGUCUGCUGGUUUCAGGAGUCAAAAUGUAGAAAAAGAGGAGAAUUGUAAUAUGGUCAGAAACAGAGAAGCCUUUUCUAUGUAAAUUCAGACUUACCUGAGGCUAACAGUUUUCCAAAGUGGUGGUGGGUAGCAGCAUGACAGCUGCUUGCCGUGACUGAUGCGGACUGGUAGGUUUCCAUUUUAGCUCUCUGUAGGUACUAUUUUCUUCUCCACUGUGUCAAAAGUUAGUUGUUUUGAGGCAAGAGUAGAAUAUAACAUACAUCAAAUAUAGCUUUUAAAAUAAGAAUACCUGGUUUGGAUCCAGUUGAGCAGCACAGCAGAUAAACCUUAGAGUUUUUCUGUUCUUACAUGACAGUUUCCAUGUGGAAAGAUCAAACUUUCUGGAAUCACUGUUAGUGAAGAAAAAUGUAGAAUCUGUAUAACCAGUAAUUCCCCAAUUCUUACUUUCAAAGUCAUACCCAGGAAAGACAAUAUGUCAGAAUAGAAUGACUUUGGUCUAGGUGUUUUCACGUUGGCAAAAA